Schistocerca nitens (vagrant locust) is the source of this 2079-nucleotide messenger RNA. RefSeq names its product ELKS/Rab6-interacting/CAST family member 1-like. Bases 1 to 2079 code for a protein of 692 amino acids. The record is from RefSeq and is a predicted model, not a curated record. NCBI's taxonomy places the organism in Eukaryota, Metazoa, Arthropoda, Insecta, Orthoptera, Acrididae. The transcript is spliced from 4 exons.
AUGUCUGACAAAACUGAAAAAAGAUAUCCUCUUAGAAGUAGGGAAAGGGAUCAAGUAGAUAUUGAUGGCAAUGAUCCUUCAGAUCAGCCACAAAACUUGCAAAUAGAUAACAUCGUUGAUGAUCUAGCAGAUAAUUUGCAAAGUUUAGAUAAUGAAACUGAAAAUGUUUCGGAAAAUGCUGAUUCUGUGUUAAAUGAUCGUACUGAAAAUGUAGACACUGUCGCUCCUGACCACAACGACGUAGUAGGUUUGGAUGAUGACGUCAGACACACUGAAUCUGACGUCAACAUUGCAAAUGAGCCAACAGUGGAGUCACACAGAUUAAGUGAUGGCACUGCUUCAGCUGAAACAUUGCCAACAGUAGAUAAUGGGGAGAUAGAAAUCAGCAAGGAGCAAAAUACGUUAUCUAUGUUAUUAUUACUUUCAAAAGAAACUAACGAAAACAUAGAUAAAAUAGAUAACGGGCAAAAUGACACUACAGAAGAGAUAAAAGCCGAGUUAAGAGAAACAAAAGGUGAUGUCAGGAAAGCAUAUGCAGUAAUGACUCAAAUCCAUAGCAAUUUUAAGGCCUUAGAACAAAAGGUAUCAAAACUUGAAGCUAAAACUGAGGCUUGUUCCAGAAAAAUAGAUCGAGAAACAAAAGAAUGGGGUAAGAAAUUAGAAUUAUGUAAGCUUGAGAUAAAUCAGAAGUUUGAUUGUAGAAUUAAAAAGCUGAAUGAUGAUAUGGGGGCUCAGGAUUGUGCAAUAUCAACAAUAAGUAGUAAUGUUAGCCAAGUAAUAAACGAGCAAAGCAAGGCUGCUAAAGAAUGUAAUGAUAAACAUGAACAGCAGUUAAGUGAGUUAGAAAACAUCAACGAUGAGCAGCAGGUACUUAGUCGUAAGGUUUUACAAAUAGGUGCUCAUUGUGGAGGUACCACAGAUGCGAUUCAAGAUAAAUUGAAGGAAUUUGAGCAAGCAAUUAACCAAUUUCCUGACAAAACUUCAGCAGCCAGAGCAGAGAAGGAGCUUCUCGACGGCAGCACGCAGAAUAGCAUCGAAGAAUAUCCUCUUAGAAGUAGGGAAAGGGAUCAAGUAGAUAUUGAUGGCAAUGAUCCUUCAGAUCAGCCACAAAACUUGCAAAUAGAUAACAUUGUUGAUGAUCUAGCAGAUAAUUUGCAAAGUUUAGGUAAUGAAACUGAAAAUGUUUCGGAAAAUGCUGAUUCUGUGUUAAAUGAUCGUACUGAAAAUGUAGACACUGUCGCUCCUGACCACAACGACGUAGUAGGUUUGGAUGAUGACGUCAGACACACUGAAUCUGACGUCAACAUUGCAAAUGAGCCAACAGUGGAGUCACACAGAUUAAGUGAUGGCACUGCUUCAGCUGAAACAUUGCCAACAGUAGAUAAUGGGGAGAUAGAAAUCAGCAAGGAGCAAAAUAUGUUAUCUAUGUUAUUAUUACUUUUAAAAGAAACUAACGAAAACAUAGAUAAAAUAGAUAACGGGCAAAAUGACACUACAGAAGAGAUAAAAGCCGAGUUAAGAGAAACAAAAGGUGAUGUCAGGAAAGCAUAUGCAGUAAUGACUCAAAUCCAUAGCAAUUUUAAGGCUUUAGAACAAAAGGUAUCAAAACUUGAAGCUAAAACUGAGGCUUGUUCCAGAAAAAUAGAUCGAGAAACAAAAGAAUGGGGUAAGAAAUUAGAAUUAUGUAAGCUUGAGAUAAAUCAGAAGUUUGAUUGUAGGAUUAAAAAGCUGAAUGAUGAUAUGGGGGCUCAGGGUUGUGUAAUAUCAACAAUAAGUAGUAAUGUUAGCCAAGUAAUAAACGAGCAAAGCAAGGCUGCUAAAGAAUGUAAUGAUAAACAUGAACAGCAGUUAAGUGAGUUAGAAAACAUCAAAGAUGAGCAGCAGAGGCAGUUCACGCCGAGCGCGCCCACUGGUGUCAUCGUAGCCGCCGUGUCAUCGUCCACCGCCGCCAGCGUACCGGAGCCAUCCUCGUACGGCCUCUAUUCGUCCUCGGACUCCGGUGACGGUAACGUGGACUCCGCGCCGCUCUUCAUGAGACGCCUGGGGCUUGGUUUGGUGAAGUUGUAUGGUUACUACUGA